CUGAAUUUCAGUAUAUAUACUGCUGCUCUAUCACUCUUUCGCUGUGCUGGAUCUUCUCGUCAAUUGUACCUAUUACACUCCUCCUUUGGUUGACAGUUCACAAUGCUUCUUUCUCAACGACCCUCCAACAGGUUUUGGAUUCUUCUCUUGUCUUUUGCAUAUGCGAUACUACUAAUCGCUAUCGUAUCCGACUCCAAUCCUAUAUUGAAAGCUGUUCACGCAGCUGAUUCCUCUGAAAACUCCACCUCCAAUUCCAAUCACAACUAUGGAACUGUUAUAGGCAUCGAUUUGGGUACCACCUACUCCUGUGUUGGUGUCAUGAAAUCUGGUCGUGUCGAAAUAUUGGCCAAUGACCAAGGUAACAGAAUUACUCCAUCCUAUGUCGCCUUUACUGAUGAAGAAAGAUUGGUUGGUGAUGCAGCAAAAAACCAAGCUGCUUCAAAUGUUCACAACACCAUUUUUUCUAUCAAGAGAUUAAUUGGUUUAAAAUAUAACGAUCCAACUGUCAAAAAGGAUAUCAAAACUUUGCCUUACAGUAUAGUAAACAAAGAUGGAAACCCUGCUGUAAAAGUCUCCUAUAAAAACGAAGAAAAGACUUUUACUCCCGAAGAAAUCUCCUCAAUGGUCUUGGGUAAAAUGAAAUCAAUCGCUGAAGACUAUUUAGGUCACAAAGUCACCCACGCUGUUGUAACUGUUCCAGCUUAUUUCAAUGACGCUCAAAGACAAGCUACUAAAGACGCUGGAAUCAUUGCAGGCUUAAAUGUUCUAAGAAUCGUUAAUGAGCCAACCGCUGCUGCAAUUGCCUACGGUUUAGACAAAACUGAAGGUGAAAGACAAAUCAUCGUUUACGAUUUAGGUGGUGGUACUUUCGAUGUCUCCUUAUUAUCUAUUGAAUCUGGUGUUUUUGAAGUCCUUGCUACCGCUGGUGAUACUCAUUUGGGUGGGGAAGAUUUCGAUUUUAGAACCGUUAGAUAUUUCACUAAAUUAAUCAAAAAGAAGUACAACGUCGAUAUCUCUAAAAACUUAAAGGCCAUCGGUAAAUUAAAGAGAGAGGUCGAAAAGGCUAAAAGAACUUUAUCCUCUCAAAUGUCCACCAGAAUUGAAAUCGACUCUCUUAUUGAUGGUCAGGAUUUCUCUGAAACUUUAACUAGAGCCAAAUUCGAAGAAAUUAACAUUGAAUUAUUCAGAAAGACUUUAAAACCAGUUGAAAAAGUUCUUAAAGACGCUGGUGUCUCAAAAGCUGAUAUUGAUGAUAUCGUCCUAGUCGGUGGUUCAACUAGAAUCCCAAAAGUUCAAGAAUUAUUAGAAAAGUACUUUGAUGGUAAACAAGCUUCAAAGGGUAUCAAUCCAGAUGAAGCCGUUGCUUAUGGUGCUGCUGUUCAAGCUGGUGUUCUUAGUGGUCAAAAGGGUACCGAAGAUAUCAUCUUGUUAGAUGUUAACCCAUUGACUCUUGGUAUUGAAACCACUGGUGGUGUUAUGACAAAAUUAAUUGGCAGAAAUACCGCUAUCCCAACCAAAAAAUCUCAAAUUUUCUCAACCGCUGCUGAUAAUCAGCCAACUGUUUUGAUCCAAGUCUAUGAAGGUGAAAGAGCUUUGGCUAAGGACAAUAACUUACUUGGUAAAUUCGAAUUAUCUGGAAUUCCACCAGCUCCAAGAGGUGUUCCUCAAAUCGAAGUCACCUUCAAUUUGGAUGCAAAUGGUAUCUUGAAGGUGUCUGCUACCGAUAAAGGUACCGGAAAAUCAGAAUCAAUCACCAUUACAAAUGAUAAUGGUAGAUUAUCAAAGGAAGAAAUCGAAAAAAUGGUUGAUGAAGCUGCUAAAUACGCUGCUGAAGAUGAAGAAGUUAGAGCCAAGAUUGAAUCGAGAAACUCUUUAGAAAACUAUGCUACAUCUUUGAAAAAUCAAAUUAAUGAUGAUACCGAAACUGGUUUAGGUAGCAAAUUAUCUGAAGAUGAUAAGGAAACCUUAACUGAAGCCGUUAAAGACACUUUAGAAUGGUUAGAUGAUAACUCUAAUACUGCUACAAAGGAAGAAUUUGAGGAAGGAAAAGAGAAAUUAUCUAAAAUCGCUUACCCAAUAACAUCCAAAUUAUACGGUGGUGCUGGUGGCCCAGGUGGUGGCGCUCCGGGUAGUGGUGAUCCUUAUGGUGAUGAUGAUGACGAGGAUGAUGAUUACUUUGAUCAUGAUGAAUUGUAGUCAUAACUACUUGAUACUAAUUUUUAUUUGGGUUUUUCAAUUUAAAAAAGGAAAAAGAAAAAGAAUGUAACGAAAAAAGAACUUAUCGAAAAAGGGAAAGAAAAAAAAGGCAUACAAUACAUAAAAGUAAAAUGGUCUGGUUGUGAAUGUAACAACAAUAUUUUGGUUGGUUUUUUUUAAUUUUUUUUUUUUGGUCGAUUAUUAUAAUUGUUAUUCUAAUCGUUAUCUAUUGAUAAAAUUAUAAACUGUAUUUUAUUAGUGCUGAUUAAUUAUUAUUCAUUGAAAAUCUUAUCAUGUUUUCAACUCGGUUUUUUGUUUUUGUUUCUAGAUGUAAAAAAAAUUUAUACUCUCGGUAAUUAUAUAAUAUUUAAAUAAAUACAUAUCAAAAAAAAAAGUUCAAUUGCUUGAG
Ascoidea rubescens DSM 1968 is the source of this 2605-nucleotide messenger RNA. RefSeq names its product Hsp70 family ATPase KAR2 (gene KAR2). NCBI's taxonomy places the organism in Eukaryota, Fungi, Ascomycota, Saccharomycetes, Ascoideales, Ascoideaceae. Gene Ontology annotation, biological process: endoplasmic reticulum unfolded protein response; protein refolding; cellular response to unfolded protein. The record is from RefSeq and is a predicted model, not a curated record. Gene Ontology annotation, cellular component: endoplasmic reticulum lumen; endoplasmic reticulum chaperone complex; membrane. Gene Ontology annotation, molecular function: ATP hydrolysis activity; misfolded protein binding; ATP-dependent protein folding chaperone. The coding region runs from base 103 to 2196 and encodes 697 amino acids. The transcript has a single exon.